AUGUCCUCCAUAAUUAGAUCUGCUAAAUCUUUACAACCAUUGUUUGACAGAGUUUUGGUUCAAAGACUUAAACCAGCUACCAAGACUGCUACCGGUAUUUACAUCCCAGAAAAAAACCAGGAGAAAUUAAACCAAGCCACUGUUAUUGCUGUUGGUCCAGGUAUCACUAACACCACUACCGGUCAAAUUAUCCCAGUUUCUGUCAAGGCUGGUGAUAAAGUUUUAUUGCCUUCAUUCGGUGGUAACCCAGUUAAAGUCGGUGAGGAAGAAUACUUGUUGUACACCGACAAAGAGAUUUUGGCCAAGAUUGAUGAAAAUUAG
This is a messenger RNA of Candida dubliniensis CD36, 321 nucleotides long. RefSeq lists its product as uncharacterized. NCBI's taxonomy places the organism in Eukaryota, Fungi, Ascomycota, Pichiomycetes, Serinales, Debaryomycetaceae. Gene Ontology annotation, molecular function: ATP binding; metal ion binding; protein-folding chaperone binding. The record is from RefSeq and is a predicted model, not a curated record. The transcript has 2 exons. Gene Ontology annotation, cellular component: mitochondrial matrix. Bases 1 to 321 code for a protein of 106 amino acids.